Messenger RNA from Coffea eugenioides, 1740 nucleotides. RefSeq lists its product as uncharacterized. The transcript is spliced from 2 exons. Lineage: Eukaryota; Viridiplantae; Streptophyta; Magnoliopsida; Gentianales; Rubiaceae. The record is from RefSeq and is a predicted model, not a curated record. The coding region runs from base 385 to 1374 and encodes 329 amino acids.
ACUUCUUGAGUUUCCCCUUGUUUCACUCUCUCAUUCCACCUUUUUGUGGCUAGUAAGUAGGAGUAGUGUAUUUCCUUUCCUUUUCUUCUCCUUCUUUCCCUUCCUUUCUGCCCAUUUAACAAUGAAAAUGGCAGAUUACCAAUCAUCCUUUCCCCUCUAUAGGAAACACCCAUCAUUGCUCCCAACAAUCCUUUUCAAAACCUUAGAAAUCUGAGCUUCUAAGAUAUUCCCUCCUCCGUCCAUUCUUUCACUUUUUUCUCCCUUCUCUCGUACAAGUUCAAAUCUCCUCUUAUAUAACCUUUUUCCUCCAGUCCAAAUUUAGGACUUGGAACUCCUUUUCCUUUUCUGUUCCACUAACUGGUUACUCAUCCCUUUCUAAUUACUAUGAUGGAUCCUUCUUCCACCAACUCUGUCAAUGGAUUCUACUCCUUCCUAACCAGAGGUAUUGAUGAUCUUGAGAGAUAUUUCCUCUCCAAUAACUUCUUGUCUAUUCAAUUCCUUCAGCGAGUUCUAACCCUUCUCAGAUCAUCCCACACUCAUUUGAUCCUCCUUGUUCAAAAGCUUCACUUGCCUGUUGGUGAAAAGUGGCUUGAUGAGUACAUGGAUGAAAGCUCUAAGCUUUGGGAAGUCUGUCAUGUCCUCAAGUCUGGCAUAUCAGGCAUGGAAAAUUACUAUGCUGCUGGCCUUAACAUCAAUUCAUCACUUGAAAAUCAUCCCUUCCUCAGCCCACAAGUCAACCGUCAAGUAAUCAGAGCAAUCAGUGGUUGCAGAAGAGAAACAGUAGGACUGGAGGAAGAUAACAGGGCUUUGAUGGAGACUAGAAUUGAGCCACUUUCGUUACGUUUUGAUGAGAAAGGCUGUGUUGAAUCAAAGCUAAAUGGAUUCAAUGGUUUCAGAGGAGUUCUUUAUGCAAUGAGAAAUGUUAGUUCACUUCUGCUGAUGAUCUUGCUCUAUGGACUGGUCUACUGUUGGCCUCAAGAAUCUGAUUUCCUCAGAGGAGGAGGAUAUGAAGGCGGGGGAUGUUUGUUCUUUGGAUCAGCCUUGAUGAUCUCAACAGCAAGAUUGCAUCAAAGGGUUGCAGCAGAAAUCAAUCAGAUCAAUGGCCGACCGGGGAUUUUGCUGUAUGAAUUUCGAAGAUCAAAGGCAGCCAUGGAAGAGCUGAGAGUGGAGUUGGAAAGGAGGUGCUCCCAAGGGGUAGGAGUGGUGGACUGGGAAUCAGAACAUGGGAUAACAGAAAGAGUGGAGAAUCUGAGGGAUUGUUUUGGUGUUCUGAGAUCCGGGACUGAGAAUAUUGUUGGACAACUUGAUGAUUUCUUUGAUGAAAUUGUUGAAGGAAGGAAGAAGCUUUUGGACUUCUGUAGUCACCAUAGGUAGGGGAAAAAGAAAAGUUUAUUCCUAAAAAAAGAAAACAUUUUAACCCCAGGGUAAAAAAAAAAAAAAAGAAACAGAAAAAAGUUACAAGUAGGAGAAAUGAGUUGGAUGGUUGUACUUUUUUUUAAUUUUUAAUUUUAUUCUUGUUUUUGUUUGGUGUAACUUUCACUCUUUGUAUGUCCUAAGACAACCAACCCUCGCCCGUCUCCUCUGCCGGAUUCUGGUUUUUGGUGAGAACUGCUGCAGAUAUACUCCUAAGGUAAGAACCCAAAGAGGAAAAUUUUGGAGGAAAAAGAUAAUGUAACAGCUCUAGAUAAUUAGUGUAUGAGACUCCAUUGGUCACGAAAAGUUUGUGUACUAAAAAGAAGA